AUGUCUAGCCCUAGACGUAGGAUUGAGACUGAUGUCAUGAAGUAUGUAUUUUUCUUCAACUACUUGUUGAUGUCGGAUUAUGAGGUAACUCUUGUAAAUGACAACACGCCAUUUGAAGGCGGCCUUUGGAAAAUCCACGUCGAACUACCGGACCAAUAUCCAUACAAAUCCCCUAGUAUUGGCUUCGUGAACCGCAUCUUUCACCCCAAUAUCGAUGAGUUGUCCGGAUCUGUCUGUCUCGAUGUCAUAAAUCAAACUUGGUCGCCUAUGUUCGAUAUGAUAAAUAUUUUUGAAGUAUUCCUUCCGCAGUUACUCAGAUAUCCAAAUCCCACGGAUCCUUUAAAUGGAGAGGCGGCGGCACUGCUUAUGAGAGAUUCGAAGGCUUAUGAUUCGAAGGUUAAAGAAUAUGUCACGAAAUAUGCGAGUAAAGAUGCAGCGGACGAAGCGGGCGCCGAUGAAUCAGACGACGAUACAAUGUCCUCAGUAGCUAGUUUCGAUGAUGAUGAAAAUGAUGAGGCAGCGGGUACGAUGGAGGAAAUUUAA
Messenger RNA from Sclerotinia sclerotiorum 1980 UF-70, 543 nucleotides. RefSeq lists its product as hypothetical. Lineage: Eukaryota; Fungi; Ascomycota; Leotiomycetes; Helotiales; Sclerotiniaceae. Bases 1 to 543 code for a protein of 180 amino acids. Gene Ontology annotation, cellular component: nucleus. Gene Ontology annotation, biological process: protein polyubiquitination; ubiquitin-dependent protein catabolic process. The transcript has 6 exons. Gene Ontology annotation, molecular function: ubiquitin conjugating enzyme activity. The record is from RefSeq and is a predicted model, not a curated record.